AUGGUCUCCUUAUUGACAGCGACGGAGGUAGAGGGUCUGCUUCGCUUGCUGUGGCCGGCGGUGUCGACAGGCGAUGACACUUCCGACGAUUCCCAGCGCUGGUACCAACAAGGAUUUGAAUUCCAGACGCUGCAGGGCUUCCCGAUCGGGCUCGUGCAGGGUCACGGUGGCCCGUGUGGUGUACUGGCAGCAGUGCAAGCUGAAAUGCUUCGACUCUUCCUGUUCGUGCGCCACCGUGAUACGUUGAUCAACAGUGGCACCAAUCUACAGCAGCUAAUGGAGCGCGAGAGUCUAGUGGGGGAUGAGGCGGCAAAACGUCAUCUCCUGGCUGAGGCCAUGGCCUCGCUAUUAAUGCAGUGCCUCGGUGACGACCGAACAGUGCAUGUGGUGGUACAGGAAGAUGCAGACAACGGGACACCAGUGAAGUACAGAGAGAGCACCGUGUUGGUGCCUCCAGUACAGACAGAUAGGCCUCCCCAUGACUUGGUGACGCUCUUGCACCACGAAAUGUCAGCGUUCUGCAGCCCACAUGGAGUCAUCAACUUCACGUUCAGCGUGCUACGCACUAAGAGCGUUGCUGCUGUGCGUGAGGAGAUGGACGACCCUUCUAACACUCUUACGGGGGCGUUUGGGCACUGUACACAAGAGCUGGUGAACUUGCUUCUCACUGGUAAGGCCGUGUCCAACGUAUUUGAUGGGAGCGUCCCAAUGGGCGACACAGGGCUGUACUUGCACGGCGUUCCAUAUCGAGCGCGAAUCGGCUACUUGACACAAUUGGAGGCGUUGCGAUACUGCCAAGUGGGUAGCUACUACAAAUCGCCCCAGUUUCCCGUGUGGGUGCUCGGCAGCUCGUCACACUUUAGCGUUGGGUUUGCUUUGGAUGCCCGUGUUUGCGAGGAAUCGGCAUCCGCACAGCUUUUUCAACGAGUGCAGCGAGUCUUCAAGACCUUUGACCCAAUGGAGACCGGCUUCAUGGAGAUGGCAUCCCUUGCGGACUCGCUGAAGCAGCUUGGGGUGUCCUCCGAGAUUCUCUCAAACGAGUAUGUUAUGGCUCGACUAUUAGCCAGGCUGGAAAUCUCAAGCGGUGCUGGCAUCGUACUCUGGGACGAGUACUGGAAAGCUAUCUCAGUGUUGCUACACACCAACGACUUUGAGUUGGCGCUGUCUGGGGAGUACGAUCCGAAUUCCGCGGCGCAGUCUCGACCUCUCCUCCAGCGCUCCGAUUCUGAUCUCGCUCGGGAGCUGCAAGCACAGUUUGACGCGGAGGAGAGAGGCGGCUCUACUGACCCUGCUCCAGGGACCUCGCAAACAAGUCGAUCUCCUCCCAGUGAGCCAACGCGGGAUCCACUGCUUUCAUUCGAUUGGUUUUACUAUAAUGGACUGGGAAGAAACAGUAAUUCUAGCAAUGGGCAGCGGUGUCCUCAACUUACAAAAUGCCGCGUGACACUCGAGAAAUCGACGGAGUUCAUUGGCCAAUCUGUUCCUAUCGAAAACGCUGGUGUGAGUGGUGGCCAUGGGUCGCCUCCUCUUGAAGAAAUUAUGAAAACAAAGUGGGCUGGUGCGCGAAUCGACUGGUUAGGCUCGCCUGCUCCAAGUAUCGACUAG
Phytophthora infestans T30-4 is the source of this 1605-nucleotide messenger RNA. RefSeq lists its product as uncharacterized. The transcript has a single exon. Lineage: Eukaryota; Oomycota; Peronosporomycetes; Peronosporales; Peronosporaceae. Gene Ontology annotation, molecular function: cysteine-type deubiquitinase activity; K48-linked deubiquitinase activity. The coding region runs from base 1 to 1605 and encodes 534 amino acids. The record is from RefSeq and is a predicted model, not a curated record. Gene Ontology annotation, biological process: protein K48-linked deubiquitination.